Molecule: messenger RNA, 198 nt
Organism: Bipolaris victoriae FI3
Lineage: Eukaryota; Fungi; Ascomycota; Dothideomycetes; Pleosporales; Pleosporaceae
Exons: 1
Coding region: 1-198 (65 amino acids)
Cellular component (GO): plasma membrane
Source: RefSeq, a predicted model, not a curated record
AUGACGGGGCAGAAUUGCAUGGCUUUCUGCAAGGAUUACCUCUAUUAUGGUCUGGGGGACGGCAGCGAGUGCUGGUGCGCUGAUACGUUUCAUGUCCCUGCUACCCUGGCUAGUAAUGAGCAUUGCCAGACCAAGUGCGGGGGCGAUACGACACAGACUUGUGGAGGGAGCUGGUAUUUGGCUAUCUUUUCAAAGUAA